This is a messenger RNA of Sciurus carolinensis (gray squirrel), 4958 nucleotides long. It is a transcript of the gene Rbck1, whose product is annotated as RANBP2-type and C3HC4-type zinc finger containing 1. NCBI's taxonomy places the organism in Eukaryota, Metazoa, Chordata, Mammalia, Rodentia, Sciuridae. The transcript is spliced from 13 exons. The coding region runs from base 322 to 1851 and encodes 509 amino acids. The record is from RefSeq and is a predicted model, not a curated record. Gene Ontology annotation, molecular function: ubiquitin binding; ubiquitin-protein transferase activity. Gene Ontology annotation, cellular component: LUBAC complex. Gene Ontology annotation, biological process: protein linear polyubiquitination; positive regulation of canonical NF-kappaB signal transduction; proteasome-mediated ubiquitin-dependent protein catabolic process.
CGGGGGUUCUGUGGUCUGCCCGGGGGACGGCCCGGGACCGGGGCUGGGCGCUGGCGACUGCGGGCCCCGCGGCAGCGCGGGGGCGCGGGGACAGCCCGGCGCCUCCUGGCGCUGGGCGGCGGGGCUGGGGGUCCCGGAUGGGAAGACAAUUUUCCGGCCCCCCCGCCCCACUUCCGGGGCCGCCACUUUCACUUUCUCUUCCGCCGAAGGUGCUCCCCCCUGCCGAGUGACAGGCGCCUCCGGGAGCGCUGGGGUGGCCUGGAGGUAGCACUUCCACGAAACCACAGACCCCCUCUGGGGGGAUGGGCCCAAACAGGCCAGAUGGACGAGAAGACCAAGAAAGCAGAGGAGAUGGCCCUGAGCCUCGCCAGGGCAGUGGCUGGUGGAGAUGAACAGGCGGCUAGGAAGUGUGCCAUCUGGCUGGCAGAGCAACGGGUGCCCCUGAGAGUGCAGUUGAAGCCUGAGGUCCCCCCGACACAGGACAUCAGGCUGUGCGUGAGCGUGGAGGACGCCCAGAUGCACACCGUUACCAUCUGGCUCACCGUGCGCCCCGACAUGACCGUGGCCUCCCUCAAGGACAUGGUAUUCCUGGACUAUGGCUUCCCACCGAUAUUGCAGCAGUGGGUAAUUGGGCAGCGAUUGGCACGAGACCAGGAGACCCUCCACUCCCAUGGCGUGCGGCGGAAUGGGGACAGUGCCUAUCUCUACCUGCUGUCAGCCUGCAACACCUCACUUAACCCUCGGGAGCUGCAGCGUGAGCGGCAGCUGCGGAUGCUGGAAGAUCUGGGCUUCAAGGAUCUCACCCUGCAGCCAAGGGGCCCCCUGGAGCCAGACCCUCCCAAAACCGGGGCCCCCCAGGAGCCUGACCAGCAGCCAGAUGCAGUGCCCGAGCCCCCACCGGUGGGCUGGCAGUGCCCUGGCUGCACCUUCAUCAACAAGCCCACGCGGCCUGGCUGUGAGAUGUGCUGCCAGGCGCGGCCGGAGAACUACCAGGUGCCCACCUCUUACCAGCCGGACGAGGAGGAGCGAGCGCGCCUGGCCGGCGAGGAGGAGGCGCUGCGCCAGUACCAGCAGCGGAAGCAGCAGCAGCAGGAAGGGAACUACCUGCAGCACGUGCAGCUGGAGCAGCGGAGCCUGGUGCUGAACGCCGAGCCCGCUGAGUGCCCCGUGUGCUACUCGGUGCUGGCGCCCGGCGAGGCGGUGGUGCUGCGCGAGUGCCUGCACACCUUCUGCAGGGAGUGCCUGCAGGGCACCAUCCGCAACAGCCAGGAGGCGGAGGUCUCCUGCCCCUUCAUUGACAGCACCUACUCGUGCCCGGGCAAGCUGCUGGAGAGGGAGAUCCGGGCGCUCCUGAGCCCGGAGGAUUACCAGCGGUUUCUGGACCUGAGCGUCUCCAUCGCCGAGAACCGCAGCGCCUUCAGCUACCACUGCAAGACGCCUGACUGCAAGGGCUGGUGCUUCUUUGAGGAUGACGUAAACGAGUUCACCUGCCCUGUGUGUUUCCACGUCAACUGCCUGCUCUGCAAGGCCAUCCACGAGCACAUGAACUGCAGGGAGUACCAGGACGACCUGGCCCUGCGGGCUCAGAAUGACGUGGCAGCCCGGCAGACAACGGAGAUGCUGCGGGUGCUGCUGCAGCAGGGCGAGGCCAUGCACUGCCCGCAGUGCCAGAUUGUGGUGCAGAAGAAGGAUGGCUGCGACUGGAUCCGCUGCACCGUCUGCCACACUGAGAUCUGCUGGGUCACCAAGGGCCCGCGGUGGGGCCCUGGGGGCCCAGGAGACACCAGUGGGGGCUGCCGCUGCCGGGUGAACGGGCUUCCUUGCCACCCAAGCUGUCAGAACUGCCACUGAACCGAAGAUGUCGGGUCCCCAUGCUGACCCAGCCCCACAUCUGCAGGCAGAUUCAGGCAGGGCUGGGCCUGGCAAUUUGGCUCUGAUUUCUGUCCUGAGGGUCUUGUGCUUUUGGCCCAGGCAAAGGCCUUGUAGAGGUGGCCUGUUUGCGACAGGUGGUGCAGAGGCCCCACCUGGGCCAGCUGUUCGGUCACCUCUGCCCUGUGCCUUUAUCCUUCUUCCUGUGGGCUUGUGCAGGACCUCUCACCUCUUCUCUGCAGUCCUCCUCUGUCUAAUGCCAACUUAAACACAGCCACCGGCCCGAGGCCUUGCUGGAAGGCGCUCUGUGAGCCUCCGUGGGACCCCACACUCCUUUUCCUGCCCUUACCUGCAGGACACCAGCUAGUCACAGUUCGCCCCUCUGUGCUGGCUUUCUGGGGUGAAUUUGCUCUCUUUGCUGUCAGAGGCUUGGAGCCUCUUAGAGCUGCUGUGAAUAUGUUUGGAGCAGGCGGGAGACAGGCAGGUGACACGGGUCUGACCGUGGAUCUCCCUUGUUGCCUGUGUAAGCAAAUUAAAAUGGUUUUCCAGGAAGGGAUGCGUGUGAGGUCUUUGAAAGGGAGUGUUAUGGGCCAGGACUCUACACAGGCAGGAUCGCUGAGACCUCUGGGAAUGGCAUCAAGAAGGUAAUCUGUCAGCCCUUUUCAGUGGUAAGAUGAGGCUGUGACUUAGCUCUGGGACCCCUGUACCGGACUUGGCUUCCCUGUGCCCAAGGACACAAUGGGCCAGUGUUAGCUCAGAUGGGUGGAGUCUGCAGUGUGCUGAGUCUGCAGAGAAGGGCUUAGGGGAGCCUGAGGCUGUGCUGUAGGCCUGGUUGGGAAGUCUUGCUGUUUACCUUAACCUCUCAGUGGGUGUACAGCGGUGGGGAGUAGAGGUAUUUAGGGAACAGAUAAAGUUGUGAUUGAGGGGUAAGGUUGUCUAUUCUAAUUUUAUUUUUUGGUACUGAGGAUUUUAGUCCAGGGGCACUUUGCCACUGAACCUCAUCCCCAGUUGCUGAGGUUGACCUCAAACUUGGUAUCCUCCUGCUUCAGCCUCCUGAGUGGCUGGGCUGAUAGGCAUGUGCCACUGUGCCCAGUUGUCUAUCCUAAUUUUAACAUCUCAGGCAAGAUGGCUAAGUACUGAUGCAGCAGUAUUCAUUAGUGUCCCUCUGCUGGCCAGGUUAAGGAAGCAGGGUCUGGGAGUGUCCAUUCUGUGCAUUGCUCCUCAAUCUGUGUCCCAUGCCCUAUUGAGAUCUGGUAGUUGAUACCCAAAGCAGAGACUGUACCACAAAUGUGACCAUGAGGGCAGGCUGGGGUGCCUCUGCUGCUCAAGCUCAACUCCAGACUUCAGAUGCUGGGGCGUGUGGAUGUCCCUGAAAAGGCACUGCCACCCUGUCUGGAUGCCCAGACCAAAAAGUUGACCCCUGGCCCAAUGAACAGACAAUAGAGAAUGUGGUGGGUCAAAGGCCCUGGGCUUGCUGUGUGGGUGCAGGGCACUGGGUGUGGCUGAUGGCGGGCAGUGGGUAGCCUCCCCAGUCCUGGGGCAGGACCAGGCAGAGCUGGCUCUAGCCCAGCCUGCAGGUGCCCUUUCAGGCUGCUGUGACACCUCUCCAUAGCCCCACAGCCCCUGCCUCUUGGCCAGCUGUUGUCCUGCCCUGCCUGCUCCCGGGGCCUUGCACAUGGUGUGGGGUUUCCGUCUGGAGUUAGCAUCCGGCCCCGCAGUUAAAGGGCUCAGUCCAGAGGCUGCCUGCACUUCAGAUGCCGGCAGACGGGGUGUCUGAUGCCCACACUUCUGCCUGGCCAGGUGCAAACUUGGGGAUUCCAUGACUUCACUCCCUUGGGCUUUAUAACGUCACGGGGCAGCACUGGACUUAAGUUUACCAAAGUACCUGCAGGAUCAGCUAGUGAGGAGGUGACCAGGACGAGGUGCACCAUGAGCCCCGCACAGCCCCGCACUCACCAGCCUGGCCGCUCACAGCUCAUUUGGUUUUUCGUAGAACUCUCCCCACCCCUAGGUCAAUCUACUUGGUGUUUCUGGUGACCAGCCCUAUCCUGAGACUAUUUAAGGGUCUCACUUUAAGUCACCUGGUUAGCAUAAUUAAGGUGACAUCAUUAAAAAUGACCAAGGACAUUCCUAGCUCUUGGAAUAUAAGAAGGUACUCUUGUAUUGUCCACUCCUUGGCAAGUCCAAGGGUCGCAGGAACCCUGGGUCAGGAACCUGGGACAAAGACCAAGUAACUCUUCUGACACCACACAUGCCCUUCCUUCAACUCUCCAGUUAUCGAAAUUCUACUGAGUCAGGCAUGGAGGCUGAGGCAGGAGGAUUGUAGUUUGAGGUCCUGUCCCCAAAAGUAAGACGAGCUGGGGGUGUAGCUCAAAGGCAGUCUGGGAGGGCAUGGAUGAAGGACAGACGUAAUUAGUAACCACAUAUGGUUGUUUAUUUCAUACAGGGCUCUCUGUACAAAAUAUUUACAUAUAUUCUUUACAGAAUAAAUAAGUCACCUGAAGGUAAAUAGAUAAUGCUUUCUCCUCAAGGGUAAGGGAGAAUCCUGGUGUGAGCAGAGCUGUAGCACAAACUUCCUGAGGCCACAGUGCAGGCAAACAUCACCUGCUUCCUGGGAUCCGGAGUAGUGGCCUUGGGUGGUCCGCAGCUCCUCUACCUCUUGCCAUCUUUGGAUUUACAAGCAGGCUUGAGUGCUUGUGGUUAGAGGCACAGAGGCUGUUGCCAUUUGCAAAGAUGACAAGAGGACAAACUUGGCACGGGAGAGGAUGGAGUAUUUGCCAUCUUGUCGCCUCUGGAUCCUGGAAGAAUUUUUGUUUGUCCUAAUGAACCCACCACUCUCCAGAUUAAUCCCCAUGUGGCUCCUGCCGUGAGUGACCCCCAUACUUUGAGACAUUUUGGGUUUAAAGUGCUCAGCAUCACUCAGAACCCUCUCCAGCAUGCUGACCGCCCCCACUGCAUGCAGUGGGCGUGUAGGGAGGGUGGAGUGCUUCUGGCAUGUUCGCUAACGAAAUCACCAGCCAAGAGAGACCAGGAAAAUAAAAGUACACAGCUGCUUCACACAACAUACUCCAAUUUUUAAAGCAGCAAAA